AGUGCUCAGGCAGUGCAUGGACGGAUGCAAGCAGGGGGACGACGGCGAGACACGUUGUUGUUAUUGUAAUUAUAAAUAUGCUGCUUUACAUUUCAAAGUAGCCGUCAAACUUUAAUUUCACCAAGUGGAGCAAGUUAAGUGUGAUGUUUUGGCUGCUUGUUGUAAAAUCCCUUUCAACAACAACAACAACACCACCUCCGACACCAUCCUCUCAGGAGUGAUGGGCUCCAAAUUGACCAGACAGAGAAGUCUCGAUUUUGAAACCAAAGUGUCCAAGAGGAGACGCCAGAGGAAUGACAGCCCGGGAGAGAGCGAGAGGAGCGGAGACUUCUUGUUUACCUCCCUGAUGCUAAAGUCCGACAAGCUGCCCGGGAUGCUGCGGAAAACAAACCACAGCCCGUAUGUGAGGAGGGUAGCGUGGAUCCGGGAUAUCCAGAGACUUCUCCGGGAUCAGAAGAUGGAACAAGCUGCCGAAGUGCUCAAAUUGCUGAGGAAGGAUUUGGGACUCCAGGGGUCGUCACUCAAUGACAUUUUGUACAAGAACGCAGCUUUUCUCAACCUGGUGGACCCCAUUUCUCACGAGCUGCUGCUCAGUCUCGCCCGGGACCUGCAGUGUCCAAAAAGGGACACUGACUCAUUCAAGUCCACCAACAAGAUCUGCCGCCAGCUGAUUUACCAUCUGACCCCUCACUCCAAGUGGACGAGACAGAGCGUGCCCAGGAGGAAGUCUCAGGCCUGUCUGAAGACCACCCUGAAGAAGAAGGUUACCGGUGACCUCGUCAACCUGUCAGGCAUCCCACUGUCCGGCCGAGACAUCCACCGCGUGGCUUUCUACCUGCAGAGCAGCAGCGAUGCGGUGUCCACGGUGGACCUGAGCUUCACCGAGCUGCGGGACGAGAACUUACGGCUGCUGCUGCCCAACCUCGGCUGCCUGCCCAAACUCGCCAUACUGGCCAUGAAUGGCAAUCGCCUGACGAUGGCCAUCCUGAAAGACCUCACGGAUGCAGUGAAGGAUCCCAAAAAGUUCCCCAGCCUGGCCUGGGUUGACCUGGGUAACAACGUAGACAUCUUCACCGUGCCGCAGCCACUGCUCGUGGCUCUACGGCGCCGUUUCGGCUUACGCAGCAGCCUCCCGACCAUUUAUGAGUACAGGGAGGCGCAGACGUUUAGCGGAUACAACCCAAACUUGGAGACGUCCGUGGAGGAGCCCAGUCUAUGCGAGGAGGGAGAUUUAGAGGAGGAAGAGAAAGAGGAGGAAGAGGACAGGCUGGAGCUACGAGCAUGGGGCUGUAGAGAAGGAAACACGUCAAAAAAUAUGCCGCUGCACUUCAGUGUGAGGUGAUCGUCAGUAGCUGCUUUCUUUAGACUGGCUGCCCCUUACAUCCCUAAGUAUCACCUGGCCCCCUGCUAGCAGCUGUCAUUGUGGCAGAUGCUAGCUCGUUUCCUAAAAUAACUUUAAAAUAGAUAUCUGUGUUGUGUCCCUAUGGAUGCUCCGACUAUUGAAACUCUACAAUGUGAAGCUCUGUGGUCCUACAACGUUUUUAUUUAUAUAUAUUAAGUUUAACUGAACAUGUUUGCUGGUUCCCAGUGCUUGAUACACCUUGAUACUUCUCAUUAUUCUCCUCUGUAGCAGCUGGGGGUUAAGUGCCUUGCACAAGGGCAACUCAACAGAAGAUCUUGAGGAAAGAGGGGGAGGUUAAUAAUUCAUUUUUCCCAAGCACAUUUUACCCAGCUGGUCCCUCUUUACCCCUGCUGCCCCAUUUCUGUGAAACAAAGUCUGAAUAAGUCAAAGUAACUAAAUAUCUUGCUUACAACAUGUUUGCUCUGAUGUGUAUGUCUUCAGACAGAACUCAACUGCAGGGAGAUUUUGUUCACGUUAAAUAUGCGUCCAGUUUUCUUCUGUUGACAGUUAUUUUACAGAAAUAAAUAAUGAGUCAUAGUAAGUAAACGACACAUCCUGAAUCCGUUUUAAUUCAAACGUCCAGGGUUGAUGCUGCAGGAGUGUUUGAUGAACUGAUUUCUGCCUCCAUCAGUUCUUGUUAGUCUCCUUUAGUCACAGAUGGUGAGAAAAAGAUCUAUUUUUUCUCAGUAAAUAGGACUAGCCCUAGAUAAUUUGGUCCACUGCUGGUUUGUGAAUGAGUGUAUUUAUGUAUCAGCACCAAGAAAUAAGCCCACUCUGUUUUAAAGGCAGACAAUGAAACAGUUAAUAACACCUCUGCUUUUAUCUUCUGUGUUGCUACAGCAUGAACAUACAUUUGUUUUGGCAUGAGUAAACUGCAACAGUUUUUUAGCUUCUUUUUAAGGUUGUGCUGUUCUCAUCCUUUAGUUGUUAUUUUUUAAACGGGCCUAAUGUCAACUUCAGAUCCCACAGACAAAGAGCAUGUUUACAAUAAAUGUGAUUUCUUUUUUGGGGGGGGAUUUGAUAAGAAUUGCUGCAUGUAAACACAACGUCCCAACUUAAUUUUUCCUACAGAUGUUAAUUUGGUCUGUUCUCUUUCCAUGCCAUGCUAUUAUUCAGGAAAAUAUGAUUAUUUGUGUUUACAGGAUGUUAAUGAACAGGAAGUGAGUGUGUCUGGUGUGUGUUUGAGAGCCUAAUUAGAGUGUUUGCCUGUGUGCAUGAGUGUGUUGUGGACAUGCAGAGUAAAUUACUACCUUUGAUCGUAGAAAAUACAUUUUUACUCAUUUGCACUUUAAGGAUGAAUACGUCCCUCAAUGCACACGCUUUGUCUUCAAUGGGUGGUUGUUUAUGUAAAAAUAAAUGUACUGAGUCACCCACAUUCUAAUUAAAAAUGUGAAUUUCAAUGUUUUGGUUUAUACAAUUCAUCUACCUGUCUAUAAAUCACUGUCGUGGAAAAAUCAGUUGUAGUUCAUUAAUAUUUUGGCUCGUUAAACCAUGGCUGGCUUUUUGAAGUAAAAGUGUUGUUGACCUGCUGUUGCUUUCAGA
This is a messenger RNA of Eleginops maclovinus (Patagonian blennie), 2944 nucleotides long. RefSeq names its product leucine rich repeat containing 75Bb (gene lrrc75bb). The coding region runs from base 221 to 1342 and encodes 373 amino acids. NCBI's taxonomy places the organism in Eukaryota, Metazoa, Chordata, Actinopteri, Perciformes, Eleginopidae. The transcript is spliced from 4 exons. The record is from RefSeq and is a predicted model, not a curated record.